AUGGCGUCCACCGCCCAAAAACACACACACACGCCGCCGUUGCACGUUUUGCUGGACGCAGUACGGGCGUCACGAGACCACGACGCUCAGGACCAAGCCCACGACGACAACGACAACGACAACGACAACGACAACGACAACGACAACGACAACGACAACGACGACCACCACGCGUUUGAAGCGUUCCUCAAACGGUCCCAUUGCGAGGAAAACCUCGACUUCUUGCUCGCCACCGACCCCUACGUCCAUGGCGUCCCCACCGACGCCCUGGCCAGCUGGAUCCACGACGUUUACCAGAUCUACAUUCAAACAGACUCCUCCCGCGAAUGCAACCUGCCUCAUGCCAUCCGCCAGACUUUCGACGAGUGUGCACGCGGUGGCACCGUACCGCCGCGUGCCAGCAUCGACGCGGCCCGCAAUCACGUCUUUUGGCUCCUGCAAGACGCUCAUUCCAAGUUUUCACAUUCGCGGCGCCGCUGCUCGCGGCCUGCCGCGUGUAAACACACACAUUGCUACACCCUAGCGACCCGAUGCAUGGCCGCGUCACACGCGCCAACGUGCCCGCAACAUCAUCAGUCCGUGAGCACCACGCCUCGCGUUGAUCUGCGUCCAUAUCUCGACGACUUCGCCGUUGAAGAAGACGACGACGACGACGACGCUGACGACGACGAUGAUGAUGACGACCAUGACAACGAAUGCGACGAUCGCGACGAUCAAAAAUCCAAACACAAGCACGAUCACGAUCACGACCACGAUCACGACCACGACCACGACACCCACAACGAAGAUUACAGGACCCGACCCAGCCAGGCACUCGCCCUGGCCGAAUUCCCGGCCACCUAUCGCAUCAACACCAACAUUUUGGGCAAUUUUUCCCGGUCUGCGUCUACGCCAACCUCCACGCCUACUUCGCCGUUUCCAGCACGAGGCUCGCCCUUGGCCUUCAGCCAUCUUUCACAUGCGACCACCUCCACCGCAACUGUGACCACGACCGACCGUGGCACCAACCCGAUGACUGCACCUUCCACUGCUUCUUCGUCCUUUUCCACAACCACAGCGGCGAGCGCUGGCUUCAAACCGGCCAAACUCAAGAACACGGGCAAAAAACUCGUUCAUAAGUUUAAAUUUCGCAGGAGCAGUUCCGGCAGCUCGAACUCUUCCACAAAUCCACUGUGA
Molecule: messenger RNA, 1176 nt
Organism: Lachancea meyersii CBS 8951
Lineage: Eukaryota; Fungi; Ascomycota; Saccharomycetes; Saccharomycetales; Saccharomycetaceae
Source: the annotation of a GenBank genome assembly